Molecule: messenger RNA, 1044 nt
Organism: Saccharomyces cerevisiae S288C
Lineage: Eukaryota; Fungi; Ascomycota; Saccharomycetes; Saccharomycetales; Saccharomycetaceae
Gene: IFA38
Product: ketoreductase
Exons: 1
Coding region: 1-1044 (347 amino acids)
Biological process (GO): fatty acid biosynthetic process; fatty acid elongation; sphingolipid biosynthetic process
Cellular component (GO): endoplasmic reticulum; endoplasmic reticulum membrane
Molecular function (GO): acetoacetyl-CoA reductase activity; ketoreductase activity; very-long-chain 3-oxoacyl-CoA reductase activity
Source: RefSeq, marked reviewed
AUGACUUUUAUGCAACAGCUUCAAGAGGCUGGGGAAAGAUUUAGGUGUAUCAAUGGUCUUUUAUGGGUUGUUUUUGGGCUUGGUGUCUUAAAAUGUACAACGUUAUCACUUAGAUUUUUAGCUCUUAUUUUUGAUCUUUUUUUACUACCAGCAGUCAAUUUCGACAAGUAUGGUGCUAAAACUGGUAAAUACUGUGCUAUCACUGGUGCAAGUGACGGUAUUGGUAAAGAAUUUGCUAGACAAAUGGCGAAACGUGGCUUCAACUUGGUAUUGAUCUCGAGAACGCAAUCUAAAUUGGAGGCUUUACAAAAAGAACUAGAAGAUCAACAUCAUGUCGUUGUAAAGAUUCUAGCCAUUGACAUUGCGGAGGAUAAAGAAUCCAACUAUGAAUCCAUUAAGGAAUUGUGUGCGCAGUUACCAAUCACCGUUUUGGUCAAUAAUGUUGGUCAAUCACACUCCAUUCCUGUUCCAUUUUUGGAAACAGAAGAGAAGGAGCUUAGAAAUAUUAUCACUAUCAAUAACACUGCUACAUUAUUAAUUACACAAAUCAUUGCACCAAAGAUUGUGGAAACUGUGAAAGCUGAAAACAAGAAGUCGGGUACUCGUGGUUUGAUCUUAACCAUGGGCUCAUUUGGUGGUCUGAUUCCCACCCCACUUUUGGCUACAUACAGUGGUUCGAAAUCAUUCUUACAAGGUUGGUCUAACUCUUUGGCUGGGGAAUUAUCUAAAGAUGCUAUCGAUGUUGAAUUAAUCAUUUCAUAUUUGGUCACUAGCUCGAUGUCUAAAAUCAGAAGAUCAUCUUUAAUGAUCCCAAAUCCACAACAGUUUGUAAAAUCCACUUUAAGAAGCGUUGGCAGACGCUGCGGCUCUCAAGAAAGAUACGCUACUAUGACCCCUUACUGGGCGCACGCAGUGUAUCAAUUUGUAAUUACAGAGACCUUUGGCGUUUACUCUAAGAUUGUUAACUCCAUUAAUUAUUCCUUCCAUAAAUCUAUCAGAAUUAGAGCCUUAAAAAAAGCCGCAAGACAGGUUAAAAAGGAAUAG